Messenger RNA from Mus pahari (shrew mouse), 1452 nucleotides. It is a transcript of the gene Hpgds, whose product is annotated as hematopoietic prostaglandin D synthase. The transcript is spliced from 6 exons. The record is from RefSeq and is a predicted model, not a curated record. Gene Ontology annotation, biological process: glutathione metabolic process. Gene Ontology annotation, molecular function: glutathione transferase activity. Lineage: Eukaryota; Metazoa; Chordata; Mammalia; Rodentia; Muridae. Bases 239 to 838 code for a protein of 199 amino acids.
CUUUAUGCAAAUGCGUUGGAGAGAGCUUGUGAAAUGGUGACAAAAGCUCCCCAGAGCUCUUUACAGGCUGAACUUUCACAUGCGUCUCAUGUGAGAAAGGCAGGAAGGCUUUUAGGUGGAGGAAGUGGCCUCUGGCUGUCUUGUGACUGUCACUCACUCAUCACAGAAACCACUGUGCAGACAGGAACUGAGACACAGAAACACGGCACAGGAAAGGCUCUCUGCAUAGAAUUGUACCAUGCCUAACUACAAACUGCUUUAUUUUAAUAUGAGGGGAAGAGCCGAAAUUAUUCGCUACAUAUUUGCUUAUUUGGACAUCAAGUAUGAAGAUCACAGAAUAGAACAAGCUGACUGGCCAAAAAUUAAACCAACUCUUCCAUUUGGCAAAAUCCCUGUUUUGGAGGUAGAAGGACUUAGACUUCACCAGAGCCUUGCAAUAGCAAGAUAUUUGACCAAAAACACAGAUUUGGCUGGGAAGACAGAGUUGGAGCAAUGCCAAGCUGACGCAGUGGUGGACACACUGGAUGACUUCAUGUCACUCUUUCCGUGGGCAGAGAAAAAUCAAGAUCUAAAAGAGCAGAUGUUCAAUGAAUUGCUCACAUGUCAAGCACCUCGCCUUCUGAAAGAUUUGGACACAUACUUAGGAGACAAACAGUGGUUUAUAGGCAAUUAUGUGACCUGGGCAGACUUCUACUGGGACAUCUGCAGCACCACACUUCUGGUCUUAAAGCCAUGCUUGUUGGAUACCUAUCCCAGGCUGGUGUCAUUACGGAACAAAGUCCAAGCUAUCCCUGCCAUUUCUGCCUGGAUACUAAAGAGGCCACAGACAAAACUCUAGAUGAUUCAGGACACAUCAUCAGAUAAGAACUCCGUCAGCUGGUUAGAGGAUCCGCAUACGUCUCAUCAAUGGGACUCUUACUUUGUAGUAUUCUGCUUGCUGUGUAUGACUCUUUUGUUGUAGUUUGUCUUUAUCUGCAAGCAAUUAGUUUCCAAUCUUUUAUUUUUUCAAAACUUUACAAUUUUUUUAAUUGCAGGAGAAUAGUCACAAUAUAUAUAGUUGUGCCUAUCAACAUGUAUGGAAGCUUUAAAUGACGCUAGUUUCCUGGCUAGUGUAUCAGUCACCACAGUAUCUUAACUAUGAGUAAGCAUAGUUAACUAUGGAAUACAGAUUUUGCAGCUAGCUCUUCAGUCAGCAAAUUGCUACACAGAAACUAAUGGUCACUAUAAUGGUCACUAGCCACUACAUGUUAUUCAGGUAUACACCAAAGCUUAUAAGCUACUUCACAAAAAUACAUAUUUGUCUGACAUGUCACAAAAUGGGUCAUAAAGAAGAAACUCAUCAAGAUUAAAGGACAGCCAAGAAAAGUUUUGUUGAAGUUUAAUUGAAAUUCCACAGAAAUGGAGUAACAAAAAGUUGACUGAAUUCAGCACUGUUGCAAUUCAGAAGGUUGU